Molecule: messenger RNA, 2379 nt
Organism: Fusarium venenatum
Lineage: Eukaryota; Fungi; Ascomycota; Sordariomycetes; Hypocreales; Nectriaceae
Source: RefSeq, a predicted model, not a curated record
AUGGCUGCGGGACAGAUUAACGACUCAAUAUUGAACUUGAGACCAGAUGUGAAGGCAUCCAGGGAGCUGUCCGCACCUGUAUCGUCUCAAGCCGCAGCAUGCUUUCGCUUGUUCGAUACCUGUAUGGCUAGGGCAGCCAACGUCGACGCUCAAAGGCAAUCUUGUAUAGAAGACCAAAUGGCUCGAUUCUCGUUAUGGACCUCUAACAUGGCCGUUUUUGCGAGAUCGAAGUUAUCGCUAGAUCACAGACUACGGUGGACCCCUCAAGUGCGGGAUCUUGUUACUAGCCUACUUGGAUUACUGGAAAAUGACAUUCAGCAGUUACUCUCGAUACUGGAACAUCUUGGCCUAUCAGGUUUAUCCAUUCCCGACCGCAACCAGUUACUGGCUACUGGCGAUUUCGAGCGAGCGCUGUUAGCCAUUAGCAAUGAACUCACCCUCCUCAAUGAAUUAUCAAACACCAUACGGAGAGCCAACCGAAAGACUCAAGAUGAGAAGGCUCUGGGUCAAUUUACCCUAAUUGAUACCGACGGUAACGAUAUUGAAGGCGCUCUACAGGAAGCCUGGGCCAACAACAUUCUCGACCGCUUUCCAGGAUGCAGCGAAGUAAUUCGGAUACGGUUAGCUAGAUCAAUGGUCUUACGAAGGAAGAAGAUUGUCUAUCGCAGAGAUCGAUAUUCUAGCGAUCCUUUCAGAAUACUCCAGACCACGGAUAAACCUACUCUGCAACCUCAGUCUCAUUGCGAAGGACAGAACCAGCGUCAGCUAGAGGGGCAAGAGACACAACUCGAACUUGUUGGGAAGUCUCGAAGUGCAAUUGCAUCGACUUCCAUCAGAAGUGCGACUACUCUAGCGUUGCCAGAUUUUCAAAAAGCUCAAACACCCUCAGUGGUGUCGAAGUCGAGGACAAUCGCUCUGGAUUCACACGAACAGCUUGUGUUCCCUCGCCCGCCUGGUAAACUUCUCGAAAACAAUCCAUAUUACACAUUACGUGAGCCACGGCACACGCAAGGAUAUAUUAGGUCAGAGCAAAAAUGGCGAGAACAUGUCAUAGGUGAUCUAGAGGCAUAUAUAUGCCUUUUCAAUGAGUGCGAUCAGCCUGAACGCACAUGGACACAUAGUGAAGGCUGGCUGAAACACAUGCUGCAGCAUGCUUUGCAGUGGAAAUGUCCAGCAAGGCCGCAUCGUGGCCAGAUUUUCAUGACACAGGAGGAAUUUCAAAAACACCUGGAGCAAGAUCACAAGAAGAAGUAUACGGACGCCGAACUCGCCCUUGUUACCAACAGGAGUCGACAGAAAUCGGGACCGCUGUUUUCAUCAUGUCCACUCUGCGGUCAAGACGUUCAGCAAGCCGGUGGCAAUCUUGAGAAGCAUAUUGCUGGACACUUGAGGUCGCUUGCGCUAAGAUCUUUGCCACCUGUUUAUAAUGAAGUCGACGAAGAUGAAAAUGAUGCAAAAAACUCCAAUGGUGUCAUUUCUAAUCGCACCACAAUCAAAGAAAUCACUACUACGGGCUCCCAAGUCUCGUUACGAAGCCCUACAAAAACCAUUCUCGGCGAAUAUGAAGUAUCCGACGCCGCAUUUUCCUUUCUGCACAUUCCUCAAGCACCGACUGUAUUAUCAUGCCAUCCAUCGGACGGUGAAUUUGGCACCCACGUCUAUAUCAAACUUUCAUCACAACAUGAUUUGUUUUUGCUAUCGACGCCGAUGCCGACGUGGUCUCUGAUGUUUGGGUCAGAAAAGCGCUCUGCUAAAAGUGUGUUGCGAGACCUGCAAGACAACUUUAUCUACUCAUGUGAGGGAUAUGCGCCUCGAUUUACGGCCACAAACUGUGCAAGCAGCCUUGUACCAUUACAAGUCGUUUGUGAUGACCCUUCCGGAUCUGAAAUCCUUCGCAUACCCAUCGGCACUUUCCAGUAUCUCGAUGGGCCUGACGAUGACCAAGCAAGAAUGGCCAAGUUGGCCAAGAUCGAGUAUGAGGAUUUAAUACCUCUCCCUACAAGUUCCUCACCGAAAGCUGAUCGUACUAUCCACGUCGCUCAGCCGGCAGACGAAGAUACAAAUAGCAGCAUACAGGGCGAUGGGGAUGACAGUAAAAUUGACGAGGAUGAGCCGAAAUACUGUUACUGCAAUGAAGUCAGUUACGGCGAGAUGAUAGCAUGUGAUGCUGAUGAAUGUCCCCGCGAAUGGUUCCAUUUAGAGUGUGUAGGGCUUAAGGUUGCCCCGAAAUCAGAAGGUAAGUUAUUACAAGAGCAACCAAAUCAGACUUCAGCCGCUAAUAGAACAUCAGCGACAUGGUACUGCGAAGAGUGCAAGGAACGCCUUGAAAAUAGGCGGCAAACAAUGCUAUGGCGGACAGAGAACCGACCUCUCAUGUAG